Molecule: messenger RNA, 315 nt
Organism: Pyricularia grisea
Lineage: Eukaryota; Fungi; Ascomycota; Sordariomycetes; Magnaporthales; Pyriculariaceae
Exons: 1
Coding region: 1-315 (104 amino acids)
Source: RefSeq, a predicted model, not a curated record
AUGCUCCUCUGGUCGUGUCUCUACGUGGUACUUGGCGAUUGUUCCGCAGCCGGCAAGAAGGAACUGAAAGAGGAAAGAAAAAAAAAAAUAAAAACCAGGUGCUCAAAAUUUCACGCGGAUCUUCGAUUCAGCUGGGCCACUUCCGCCCGUUUAUUAGCGAGGUUGCUCCGAACUACCGGAAGGUACGACGAAUUGAGGCGGGGACAGAUUGGUGGAUUGAGACAGCCUCCAGCUGUUGGACUCAAGGUAACACUUUUUCCCCUCCCUCCCUGUAAUCUUUUUUUUUUCUGUUUUACUGCCAUAGACAGAGAAUAA